CAGAGAGACAGAGAGGGAGGAAAGAAACAGAGAGAGCAAGACCCCAAUCGCUGCACACUUUCUGACAUGGUGAAAGGCUCGAUAAGAGACAUCAGGGCUUUAGAUUCUUAGCACCAAAAGACCAGCAGUGAAAAACAGAGAGAGCUGAUUUUUACUAGUGUUGGGAUUGAAAUUGUUGAAAAACACAAGGUGAUUUUUAAGGGAAAGUGGGAGGUCGUCAGGUCUGGACUGGCUUGGAUUUUCUUCUCCAGCACAUGGUGUGUAUAAAUGGGGUCUGGGAUACUAUGACUUUUAAUAAGAGAGCCUUAGUGACUGACCAACUUGAUUUGAAAAAAGAAAUAAAAAUCUAAAAAAUAAAAUCCACUUUGGAGACCAACUGGACCAAGAGCCAAAAGCCAGUUAUGGAGACCCUCCUCAGAGAGUUUUUUAACAUCACUCCUGAUCCUCCGGUCAACAUCUCUCACCGCCACUGGGGGGUGCCUUACUUGAAGAGAUUAGCGCAUCUGGACGAGGCACUUUAUGAGGAUUUUUACGGUCUGUGGGUCACCCUCAUGGUGGUCAACAGCAUCAUGUUUUUGGUGGGGCUCGUGCUAAACAGCUUGGCUCUCUACGUUUUUUGUGUGGGGACAAAAUCACGCACUGCGCCCCUCAUCUACACCAUUAACUUAGCCGUAGCUGACCUCCUGGUAGCGCUGUCUCUGCCGGCGAGGAUUGCUCUGUAUUACAGCGGGGGUGGCUGUGUGGCCUGUUCAUAUGUGCACACGUUUAGCUAUUUUGUUAACAUGUACUGCAGCAUCUUGUUCCUCACCAGCAUCUGCGUGGACCGUUACAUGGCAGUGGUUUGGGCUGCAGGCACAGCAGACCGCUGCAGAAGCCCUGCUGUAGCUAAAGGUGUUAGUGCAGGGGUUUGGAUCUUCUCUGUGGUGGUCACCUAUUCAUUCCAGACCACAGCUUUGGAAUUUGGUGGAUCAUCUUGCUGCCACCUGCCUGUGCUGUUUGCUGUCACUGUGCUGGAGUUUGUGAUCCCCCUGCUGGUAAUCAUGACUUUUACAGCUCGAGUUGCCUGCGCUCUUGCCAACGACCGUCUCAUGGCACAAAGCCGAGGUCGAAGGUCAAGAGCUGUGCGUCUCUUACUGGCUGUGCUUAUCGUCUUCGUCAUCUGCUUCACGCCCUUCCAUGUGCGCGAGGCCCUUGUGUACUUCCGCCUAGGAGGUGGCAGAGAACAGCAUGUGGUUGCCUAUCACACCACCGUGACCCUCAGUAGCCUAAACAGCUGCCUAGACCCUGUGGUCUACUGUUUUGUACCUGAUAACUUUCGCUCUGCCCUGCGCCGUGCUUACAGGAGGAGGGAGCCUCAGCAUUCCAGUGGAGCACAGGUGACUACCCCUCGCCAAAACUCCAAAGGGUCCAGCACCACCGUGGCUGUUGUUUACAGCAUAGCCAGGCUUACACUUAGUCCCUGCACCCUGCCUCCGACUGAGCUGCCUGCAUGACGGAAAAAAGGUAGAAGAGAAAGAACAGGAGAGAAAGAACAGGCAAAAAUAUUUCUUUAAUAUACAAUUAAACUGUCUCAGAAGUUGAACCUUGGAUCAUCUCUCACAGGACUUUAACCCUAUAUAGCUGUGUGUAUAAUUCAGUCAAAAAAAUAAGUGUCCAGAUUUAAGCGACCAUCAAAGAAAACUCCAUGUCCCUGACUGACUGAGUGACUUAUCCCUGUUUACACACAUACAUUAUUAUAUUGUUUAAUAUUGGGUUAAUGUGUGCAGGUUCCACCUCAACAUGCAACUGGUUUGUUCUUUUUUACUCAUUGUUAAUGCAUGUUCUUAUGAUUUAGUGUCCUUCUCGCUUAGCCAAGUCAGAAUAUUUAUUCAUUGUUCUAAUUCUGUGCUAUCUGGCUCAACAAUCCAUGGAAAACUGCAUGCUUUUCCAAAUAUAUUAUGAAAGAAUUGACCUGAAUGGUUACAAUAUGGAAAUAAAAACACUUUGCCCAAAGAUAACUACAAGGUAAUAGAUAAUACAGAGAUGCUAAUAUCUUUGGCUUAGCCAUAGCAUUUUUAGAAUUCAAGUGUGUAAAAGUAUAGAGUAAAAUACGCUUUUUAUCAGAUGUGCGGUUUGUCGUUUAGCGUGUUAGUAUGAAGCUGCCUCAUUUAUCAAAAAGGGUUUUGUAAAAUUCUGUUUUUUCUCUAUGCCUGCUAGGUUUUUCUGGUUAGCAAUAUUUGCAUCUUCAAUACGUUAGCAUUAGCAUUAGUGCUCUAAAGAAUUCACAUUGAGCUAUAAGGAAAUUGUGAUAAAAGUAGCCGUGGCCGAGAAGCAUACUUUGCCCUCCUGCACAGCUUUUGUCACCUGUUAAACAAAACAUGGCUAGACAAUUGUGGGCACCAAUAAACCCAUGUAUACACAUAUACACACACUUAAGAUGUUCAGUUCAGGUAUCUUAAAGGAAGUAUAUGUUACCCUUUACAGCCCAUAGCAAAUGAAAAUAUAUUAAGGAAAUGUAUCUAAUAUUUCUUAUCAUGAGCUUAAUACACAAGGUUUCCAUCCAUUGAGAGAGUUAAUACAUUUUAACAGUUAACUCUUUAGCUCUUAUUUUUUUUUAUAAUUAUUUUAUAUUUUAACAAAAACUUAUUCCUUCAUGAUUGCCAUUUCUUUGUAAACACAAACAUAGUCGUCUCUCCCAGUUUGACUCCCAGUUUGGCGAUGGUGUCAAGUGCGAGGUUCUCGCCAUGUUUCUUGUUAAAGACCAUAAACAUCUUCCUGAUCCAGCCGUGAGAAUUAUUUUGAUACGUUCUUCUUUUGUCAAAGGAAUCCUUAAGUUUAUCCAGAAAAAAUUAAUAAAUUCAAGCCAACAUUACUUAUUUUGAAACAAAAACCAAGCUUCAGUGUUCUUAGUCAAGAUACUUUUACUUACUAAGAUUUCAUUUUUAACAUGAUUCACUUGCCCUUGCAUUAACCUUCAGGUGUCUACUGUAUACUUAUCUAUAUUUCUUGGAAUAGAUUGCUAUUUGGAUUUUGCAGUCAAACAUUAUAUGUUCCAUUAAACUCAUUAGUUCCUAUUAGAUGAUGUAUUUGACAUCUCUGAAUGUGAAUGUUUAAGGCAAAGACCUACAGUAUAUCUUACACGGAAUUCAUUUCUUUUCUGCGUCAGUUGAUUUAAUGGACCAGGCAGUUCGUGUGUUUAUGUCUGUAAAGGGUGAAGACGGAAAAAUCAAACCUCUCAACAUUCUCCAGCAUGCUUUUAGUCCAAGCCAUUUCCUGACCUAUCCUCAAUGGACCUGGCACAAAAACAUUUAAAUCCCCAGUGUAAUUUGUUUUAAAUUAUUGUCCCAUUACAGCUAAUAGAGAACAGCAUGCCACCCACAGAUCUGUUUGGAUUCUCUUUAACUUAUUCAGCAGAUUCAAUAGAAAAACCAUUAAACUUCAGACUUCAAUGGCACACAUUAGACCUCACAGCAAUAAUUUAAUUACAUAAUGCUGACAUGCUUCCACAUUCAUUUUUACUGUAAUUGAGAUUCUCAGUAUUGAGAAAGUGCAUUGCAUUUAUUAACAAAACAAUUUUCCAUAUAUGCAAAUGUUGCAAAUGUUGCUGCCAAUCAAAUGUUAUACUUGUUACAGCGUUGUCGUUUAACUUAUUCUCCGCAAGAGGGCAGUGCAAGAUAACCUCUAAUACAAAUCAACCAUAACAUUAAAUGAGAACUUAAAACGGUGUUACAUUAAGGGACAAAACACACAGAGUCAGUAUUAAAGGCUUCAGGGUCCAUAAUAAAAUAUAUGGUUGAUCAUUGGUGGGCUUGUUAGUAUGUUAUAGGACACUCUUGUCACAUGGUAUGGCUUAACUGAUAAGUUCUAAAACAACUCUUACAGAAACAUCAUAACGUGUAACAGACUAUAUGAGAACAAGGUGUCUAAGGAGGGAUAACUUUUUACUGCCAUAGGUUUUGGUUUCACUUAGUGAAGCAUCACUGAAAUUUAAUAACAAGUUCCUUCUGACGGUUCCCAGUUAUCAUACAGAGAUGCACUUGAAUCUUAAUGGCCUUGGUUGCUUCCAGAAUGACUCCACCCCAUCCACAGGAUAUAAUGGUCACUAAAUGGGUUGAUGAGGAUGAAAUUGAAGUAAGUUAUGCUAUGGCUUUUACACUCAUCACAUCUCAGCUCUGUUGAAAACUUAUGAUUAUAUUUUGGAGUGAUGUUGAAGUGAUUGUUUUCCUCACCACCAUCAUCACCAUCAACACCAACUGUGGGAAAAUGCUUUGGAGGUACAGUGAUCAUCCUGUUCCAGUAUAACACCAGAGACUUGUAAAGUCAGAGCCACGGAGCAUGAAUGCUGUGCUGGCUGAUUUGUGGCCUGACACUUUACGAAUCACUUUAUGUUACUUGUAUGUCUGUGUUUACAGAAGUUGUGUACAGGGACAUGAUGUUUCAGUGCCAUGCAGUUGAUCCAGGCAUGUGUUUGGGUGGUUUGGUUAAUGUGUGAGGAAGUUUGUUACAGGAUAUGAAAGCUUGACUUGAAUAUUCUCUCACCAGCUUCAGACACAGUUUUAGUUAUGCAAACAUGUUCCUUCUUUGUCGCAUCAGAGUCGUCUGACAAAGGCGGCGGCUGUGUGAAAAAGACUCGCUUUUCUGAGGACACAAUCUCACAAUCUUAGCAUCUACACAAAUAGAUAUGCACACACACACACACACACACACAAUUUUGCCCACAGACAUUGUUUCUUAAUACCUAGUAGUACUGGUAAUAGUAGUCAUAGUAGUGGUAGUAAUAGUUGCAGUAGUAGCAGUCAGGUCUUACAAUGUCUGCUUUUUAUUUAUAUCAUAAUAACAGUCAGAGGUGGAAAGUUUUUCAACACAAAUAUCUUGACAACUUUCCAGAUCGUUCGUCACGUGCUGUUUAUUCUGCUCACGGCUACAUACGCAUAGACCACUCAGCUCACUGCUAAGAAAGAGAACUAAAGAAACAAUGAUGCACUUCUGACAACUUCUGAUCUCCAAAUCUAUUGUGGAUACGGUUGAUUUGAACUGCUACUUUAGUCUUUAGUUAUAAAGACUGUCCUAUGCUCGUCCCAUUAUUCACAUCCAUAUCUGCUUUUACUGAAUAUCGUUUCAAUACACAGUUCUGUCUGCCUUUUUGGAAUACAGCUGCAAUAAUAUAGAAACUAUUGGGUGUUAUCUAGAAGAUUAUGUUUCCAGUUUAAGUCUGGUUUGUCUCAAAGAUUCUUCACAGUCAGGCUGCUUUCUAAAAAUGUCUACAGUUAAAUUUUCGGUACAAAUAAAAUGUAAUAGAAUUAAACAUUAACAUACAGAAGAAACAUUAAACACUUUACUAUUCUACUAUACUACUAUACUAUAUAGUAGAGACAAUAUACACUAUAUGGCAAGAAAUACAUAAACAGUUCCAUCAUAUCUGAACUAUUUCUGUUGAUACAGAGAGCUAGAAGAUUGUCUGGAAUAACUUUUUAUGCUCUAACAUUAUGAUUGAAUGAAAAACAAACUGGAACACUGACUGCAUACCAGACCUCUACGUCAAACUCACUAAUUUCUAGUUCAGGCAUGAAACUCUACCUUCGUGCUGAUUGGUUCUCUAGAUGUUCUAUAGACUUUUCCCUGUCUAUGUUCUAUAGACUUUUCCCUUUUUAUCCCAACUGAACUCCUGGAAUUAGCCUCAGCAUGAAGCGGGUGAUUUUCCUCCUUCAUCUCUGUCUUCCCAGCACCACCUGUUUAUACAGUAUCUGCUUCAGGUAAGGUUCCUCCUGCCUUAUCUUACAGCAGCAUGUUCCUCAUAUCUCUAUGAAUGUUCAGGUUUAAGUCUCUGCACUCACCCAGCAGCAGCAAAAGCACCAGCACCAAGAUCAAACCUACAUUUCCUUCCCAUCAAUAAAAGCUCUUUACCCCCAAGAGCUGUCAUGAGUGAAAUUCUGUUGUGGCUAAAUGUUCAAA
Messenger RNA from Tachysurus vachellii, 5931 nucleotides. Its product is annotated as G-protein coupled receptor 20. Bases 402 to 1493 code for a protein of 363 amino acids. Gene Ontology annotation, cellular component: membrane. The transcript has 2 exons. Gene Ontology annotation, molecular function: G protein-coupled receptor activity. Lineage: Eukaryota; Metazoa; Chordata; Actinopteri; Siluriformes; Bagridae. Gene Ontology annotation, biological process: positive regulation of Rho protein signal transduction; phospholipase C-activating G protein-coupled receptor signaling pathway. The record is from RefSeq and is a predicted model, not a curated record.